AUGACCAGCGUACACACGGCCGCGGAGCAGUCAGGUGCCCCCGCCAUGUCCUCCCCGGCAGCGAUCACAAAAUCCCGCAGCUUCACCUCACCAAACUCAGUGAAGGGUACUAAGGCGUCUUUGCUCCGCCGUUUGGCCCGUCCGGCCGUUCUGUUACCUGUUGGCGUUCCUCUUGGUCUCUACAACUUCGCCAAACUCAACCCUGACGCGGCAACAGCCUACUACAAGCGCGCCUUCGCCUGGGCCUGCGCCAGAACCAUGGACUUCAGCGAGAAGAAGCUAACAGAACUCAAGCAGGAGGUCUUUGUCGGUCUUAGGGAACAGGACACGGGUGCUUUACAAGUUUUGGAGAUCGGGGUUGGAGGUGGAAACAACUUUAGAUACUACCCUCCUGGAACCUCCGUCGUCGCCGUGGACCCAAACCCUCACUUUGACCAGUAUCUUAAAGAAAACUCGGACAAGUACCCGGAUGUCAAGGUGACGAAGUUCAUAGUCGCGGGGGCAGAAGACAUGUCUGCGGUGGCGGAGGGAUCUGUGGACGCUGUGGUGUGUACUUUGGUCCUGUGCUCCGUCCAAGACAUGGACGCCUCAAUCCGAGAGGUCAAGAGAGUUCUCAAACCGCUGACCGAGAUCUUAUCCAGUUUGCUUACAGAUCUGCGUUUCAAGGGUACCAACAAAAGCGAGAAGAAGCUAACAGAACUCAAGCAGGAGGUCUUUGUCGGUCUUAGGGAACAGGACACGGGUGCUUUACAAGUUUUGGAGAUCGGGGUUGGAGGUGGAAGCAACUUUAGAUACUACCCUCCUGGAACCUCCGUCAUCGCCGUGGACCCAAACCCUCACUUUGACCAGUAUCUUAAAGAAAACUCGGACAAGUACCCGGAUGUCAAGGUGACGAAGUUCAUAGUCGCGGGGGCAGAAGACAUGUCUGCGGUGGCGGAGGGAUCUGUGGACGCUGUGGUGUGUACUUUGGUCCUGUGCUCCGUCCAAGACAUGGACGCCUCAAUCCGAGAGGUCAACAGAGUUCUCAAACCGUGCCUGAACGGUCAUCAAUGGCCGGGAGCCCGGAGCCCCAGGGGCUCCACUCCCGGCCAACUUCGCGCUCAGAAGGGAACGCUACCGCUCGUCAUCGUGGCUUCUGCGUGCGUUCACGUUUCCGGUGGAAAGUUCUACUACCUGGAGCACGUCCGGCACCCGAGCGAGUCGCGGGCACAGUUUGUACAGGACCUCCUCACGCCCGUGUUCCGGGUUCUGUCCGACGGCUGCCACGUCAACAGGGAGACCUGGAAACACCUGGACGGUGCCGGGUUCACAGAGGUCAAGUACAGGAUAGAGGGGAACCUCAGGCCCAAGUUCAUGACUCAGAUUCUGUACGGCACGGCUACCAAAUAG
Molecule: messenger RNA, 1389 nt
Organism: Branchiostoma belcheri (Belcher's lancelet)
Lineage: Eukaryota; Metazoa; Chordata; Leptocardii; Amphioxiformes; Branchiostomatidae
Exons: 9
Coding region: 1-1389 (462 amino acids)
Molecular function (GO): S-adenosylmethionine-dependent methyltransferase activity
Source: RefSeq, a predicted model, not a curated record